Radiomyces spectabilis is the source of this 981-nucleotide messenger RNA. Its product is annotated as adenine(58)-N(1)-methyltransferase non-catalytic subunit TRM6. The record is from RefSeq and is a predicted model, not a curated record. The transcript is spliced from 6 exons. Gene Ontology annotation, cellular component: tRNA (m1A) methyltransferase complex; nucleus. Gene Ontology annotation, biological process: tRNA methylation. Lineage: Eukaryota; Fungi; Mucoromycota; Mucoromycetes; Mucorales; Radiomycetaceae. Bases 1 to 981 code for a protein of 326 amino acids.
AUGGCUGAUAUUUCUGCACCUACGGUUGUUCCGGUAACAACAACUCAAGACGAUAUUACCGAGGAAUUUCCCCACAUUCAAAAACUUCAGAAUGUUUUGAUUCAAAUGCCAAGUGGCAAUAUCAAGAUGGUCAAUUUGAAGCCAAACACACAAGUCACUUUGGGCAAAUUCGGCACCUUCCAAGCGAACAACUUGAUUGAUCAGCCAUUUGGUGUUUCGUACGAGAUUUACGACGACAAAGGCAGCAUUCGUCCUGUCCGCAAUUUUUCGCUUUCCAUUGUUGGUAAAGAAACGACGGCAAAUAACCAGACAAUCGUCGAUGAUACAUCGGUGCAAAAGCUGACGCAUGAAGAGGUCGAAAAAUUGAAAGAGGAGGGACUCAAGGGCAACAUGGACGCAGAGGAAAUCAUCAAGAAAAUGGUGGCAUCUCAUGCCGAAUUCGACAAGAAGACCGAAUUUUCCAAAGCCAAAUACAUUUUACGAAAGAAGAAAAAGUUUAUGAAAGUGUUCACGCCCAUUCGUCCCACCAUGUACAAUAUUGCCCAAUAUUUCUUCAACAAAAAUCCCGACAAGAUCAAAAAUCUCCGCAUCGAUACACUUUCUCAACUGUUAGGCUUGGCUAAUGUACGAUCCAACGGUAAAUUGUUGGUGGUGGAUGAUACACAAGGCUUGAUUGUGGCCGCGGCUGCCGAACGUAUGGGUGGAUACGGCACCAUUGUUGGCCUUCAUGAAGGUUUAAACCACAACUAUGAUAUCCUGCGAUACAUGAACUUUUCGAAACACGUUCUUUCCACAAUUCAUACCGUCCCACUGUCCAAAGUCGAUCCCCAGGUUCCUGAUGAUCCAUGGGAAGAAUUGACGGAAGAAGAGUUCAAUAGCAAGAGUAUUGAUGAACAAAAAGGAUACAUGCGACGAAAGAAGAUGCACGAAACAAAGACAAAGUCUCGUCAACUGUUAUUGGAGGGUGGUUUCGAUGGGUAG